Erigeron canadensis is the source of this 624-nucleotide messenger RNA. Its product is annotated as pectinesterase inhibitor 9-like. The transcript has a single exon. Gene Ontology annotation, molecular function: enzyme inhibitor activity. NCBI's taxonomy places the organism in Eukaryota, Viridiplantae, Streptophyta, Magnoliopsida, Asterales, Asteraceae. Bases 1 to 624 code for a protein of 207 amino acids. Gene Ontology annotation, biological process: negative regulation of catalytic activity. The record is from RefSeq and is a predicted model, not a curated record.
AUGGCACAUACAUUCCUCUCUUUGUUAAUUCUAGUUCUUGCCUUAUUUAGCUUAAACCCAACGGCCGAAUGCCGUUCUCGAGCUCGAGCCUAUGUCGAGCACCAAUGUCGUCCGACAUUAUACACCGACUUAUGCAUUCGAACCCUCUUACCCUUCGCUAGCAAAAUAAAUGCACCCACACCCGAACAACUAGCCAGAAUAUCACUAACCUCAUGCCUAUUUAAAGCUCGACUCACAAAGGCCUAUGUUAAUAUGGUUGCACAAGAGUUCAAUAAAACCAGCUGGAGUGGACGAUACUAUGAAGCCGUGACGGAUUGUUUGUCUCAAAUCAAUGACGGGGUGAACCAAAUUACACAAUCGGUUAAGGAGCAAAAAAGAAUGGUACAUGACGGGGAGAAAGAUUUUUCGUGGCACGAGAGUAAUGUGCAAACAUGGGUUAGUACCGCGUUAACAGAUGUGACGACGUGUCUUGAUAAGAUAUCGGAUAAGGCUAUUGGAGGUAAAGAAAAGGGGAUGAUCAAAGCGCGGUUUUUGAAUGUUAAGCAUCUUGCUAGUAAUGCGCUUGCGUUGUUUAACAGGUUUGCAACAAGGCACCGUGCAUCUCGGAGGAUCAGGACUCCUUAA